ACGAAAACCAUGGGCCAACUUCCACUGCACAUUCACCACCUACAGCUAUUAGCAUCCGUACUGUUGCUGUCAGCGGCGGCUGGGGCAGCAGAUGCUUCGCAUCACGCCGGCAGCAACACCACCGGUGAUCUUGCGGCGCUGCUCGCAUUCAAAUCCCAGCUCUCGGACCCCCUCGGCAUCCUUCGCGAUGGCUGGACAAGAAACAAGUCCUUCUGCAGCUGGGUGGGUGUGUCGUGCAGCCGGCGACAUCAGCAACGUGUGACUGCUGUGUCGCUGCCGGAUAUGCCGCUCCAAGGAGGCCUCAUCCCUCAUCUUGGUAACCUUUCUUUCCUCCAUGUCCUCAACCUCACCAACACAAGCCUCACUGGCUCCAUCCCUGAUGUUCUUGCAAGGUUACCUCGUAUUAGAAUUCUUGACCUUGGCCACAACAGUCUGUCAGGUCCAGUACCUCCUACCAUAUUCAACAUGUCUAGGCUUGAGAUCUUGUUGCUGGGAACCAACAACCUAACUGGGCCUAUACCAAGCAACCAAAGCUUUAAUCUCCCCCUGUUACGAAAGAUAGCCCUCCAUCGGAACAAAUUUACUGGUCAUCUCCCAUCAGGCCUAGAAGACUGCCACAACCUUGAGGUAAUCUCGAUUGGUGGAAAUCUUUUUGUUGAUACUGUGCCAACAUGGCUCGCUAAACUGCCACGACUCUCCUUCGUUUCUAUAGGCCGGAAUGAACUUGUUGGCUCAAUCCCCAGUGUGCUCGGCAACCUAACCAUGCUCUCCGUGCUUGACAUCUCAUUCUGCAACCUAAGCGGCCAGAUUCCAGUGGAACUGGGGAAACUCAGCCAACUCACUGUGCUGCAUCUUUCAUACAAUCAACUUACGGGCUCCUUUCCUGCCUUUCUAGGGAACUUGUCCGAUCUACAGUUCUUGGUAUUGGAAUCAAAUCUGUUGACCGCAACAGUACCAUCAACACUUGGCAACAUUAGAUCUCUUUUUCAUCUUGAUAUCCGAAUGAAUCACCUCCAAGGGAACCUUGAUUUCUUGGGCAGCCUUUGUAACUGUAGGAAGCUUCAAAUCCUUGCCAUAUCAACAAACUCAUUCACUGGGAGUCUUCCUAACUAUGUUGGAAACCUCUCUCAGAAUCUAUUAGAAUUUACAGCAAUCAGGAACAAGUUAACCGGCAGGUUUCCAGCUACACUGUCAAAUCUAAGUGAUAUCCGUAAAAUAAGCUUCAGCGACAACCAACUAACUGGAGAAAUCCCAGAAUCCAUCAUGAUGUUGGAGAAUCUCGAGGCACUUGAUCUCUCUGAAAACAGCAUGACUGGACCAAUCCCCGCACAAUCAGGUAUGCUGAAGAACAUUGUAGUUAUAGCUCUCAAUGAUAAUAAAUUCUCUGGCUCCAUACCAGAUGGCCUAGUAAAUAUUACUACAAUACAGUAUAUUUUCCUGUCCUCUAACAAUCUAUCUUCGACUAUACCAUCACACCUAUUUCAUCUUGAUAACCUUAUAGAAUUAAGUCUGUUCCAUAACACCCUAACAGGAGCCUUGCCUUCUGACCUAAGCCACAUGCAAGCCAUUGACAAAAUAGACUUAUCUUCUAAUCUCUUCGUUGGUCGCCUCCCUAGUUCAUUUGGACAGCUUGUGAUGUUAAGCUAUCUAAAUCUAUCUCAGAACUCAUUUGACGAUUCAAUACCAGAUAGUUUUCAUCAUUUGACCAACUUAGCAACUCUGGACCUAUCCUAUAACAAUCUUUCAGGUGGAAUACCAAAUUACCUUGCAAAUUUUACCUACCUUACUGAUCUGAACCUCUCCUUUAAUGAGCUACAAGGGCAAAUACCAAAUGGAGGUGUUUUCUCAAGCCUAAGCUUGCAAUCAUUGAUUGGGAAUAAGGGGCUGUGCGGUGCUCCACGUAUUGGAUUCUCACCAUGUUUGGACAAGUCAACUCAUAGUCAGCACUUUCUCAGGUUCAUACUCCCUGCUGGCAUCGUAGCAGUUGGUGCCUUAGCAGCGUGUGUAUACCUUCUUGACAAAAGGAAGAAGAAAAAGCAUCAAAAUGUUACAAAUUCCAUUCACAUAGCUGAUGUUAUCAGACACAAGUUAGUAUCCUACCAUGAGAUUGCACGUGCUACAGAAAACUUCAACGAGAGCAACCUCCUUGGAGCUGGAAACUUUGGCAAAGUUUUCAAGGCCCAACUGGGUCAUGGUUUGGUGGUUGCAGUAAAAGUGCUCAACAUGCAUGUCGAGCGAGCCAUGAGGAGCUUUGAUGCUGAAUGUGAAGUGUUGCGGAUGGCUAGGCAUCGCAACUUAAUAAGGAUACUGAAUACUUGUUCCAACAUGGAUUUCAGAGCAUUGUUGCUUCAGUACAUGCCGAAUGGCAGCUUGGAGUCACAUUUGCACGGAGGAAUUAGGGAACCACUGGGGUUCAUCAAAAGAUUGGAUGCUAUGCUUGGCGUGGCUGAGGCAAUGGAAUAUCUGCACCAUCAUCAUCAUCAAGUUGUCCUACACUGUGACCUCAAACCUAGUAAUGUGUUAUUCGAUGAGGAGAUGACAUCACAUGUUGCGGACUUUGGAAUUGCUAAAUUACUUACCGGUGAUGACAACUCCAUGAUUUCAGCAAGUAUGCCAGGAACAAUUGGGUACAUGGCACCAGAGCUUGCACUCAUGGGGAAGGCUUCAAGGAAAAGUGAUGUGUUUAGCUUUGGGAUCAUGCUUCUUGAAGUCUUCACUGGGAAGAGUCCUACGGGUCCCAUGUUCAUUGGAGAAUUCAGCCUCAGGCAGUGGGUAUCCCAAGCAUUUCCAUCAAUGCUCAUGGAUGUUGUGGAUGAGAGGUUCCUACAGCGUGAGGACAUUGAUCACAGAUUUCAUCAGCAAAGCAGUACUACUUGGUCUCCAGCAUCGUCUUCCACACGGUUUGAUGCCAACCUGCUUGUGUCAAUAUUUGAGCUAGGUCUGAUUUGUUCGAGCGAAUCCCCUGAGCAAAGGAUGACAAUGAACGAUGUGGUUUUGAAGCUGAAGGACAUAAAAAAGGAUCACUUUGCCUCUGAAUUGGCAAGGGAAAAGGCCUCAGGCUAAGAGCUCUUAGCUAGACUAGUUCGGUGAUGUCAGUGUGGUUUGGUUUCUAUUGAACUUCCGUCACACUAUACUCUAGUAUGCCUUUCCAUAUAUUUGGUUCAAUAAUUAUUUAGGGAAUCUUUGGUUAAA
Triticum aestivum (bread wheat) is the source of this 3192-nucleotide messenger RNA. Its product is annotated as probable LRR receptor-like serine/threonine-protein kinase At3g47570. Gene Ontology annotation, molecular function: protein binding; ATP binding; protein kinase activity. Lineage: Eukaryota; Viridiplantae; Streptophyta; Magnoliopsida; Poales; Poaceae. Bases 10 to 3063 code for a protein of 1017 amino acids. The transcript is spliced from 2 exons. The record is from RefSeq and is a predicted model, not a curated record. Gene Ontology annotation, biological process: protein phosphorylation.